This is a messenger RNA of Aspergillus heteromorphus CBS 117.55, 1729 nucleotides long. RefSeq names its product protein-degrading AAA family ATPase MSP1. Gene Ontology annotation, cellular component: mitochondrial outer membrane. Gene Ontology annotation, molecular function: ATP hydrolysis activity; ATP binding. The record is from RefSeq and is a predicted model, not a curated record. The transcript is spliced from 2 exons. Bases 1 to 1248 code for a protein of 415 amino acids. NCBI's taxonomy places the organism in Eukaryota, Fungi, Ascomycota, Eurotiomycetes, Eurotiales, Aspergillaceae.
AUGGCUUCAGCUCGCGGUCCUCGAUGGCAGCAGUUCUUGCAGGAGUUGGUGAUGGUUGCGGGCACCUCAGCGUCUGCGUACUUCCUUAUUCGAUACCUGCUCUCCCGCCUUGAGUUCGACCCGGAAAGUCAGAAGAAAGAAGAACAGCGGCGCAAGUCGGCCGCUAUCCUACGGAAACUCGACGGAGGCGAAGAGUCCGACGAGGACUCGCCGCGUCGCGGAGGGAAAGGAGGAUCCCGACAAAAGAAAGGCGACUUGGUCCUAAACCAAUAUGAACAGGCUAUCGCGAUGGAUGUUGUGGCUCCAGAUGACAUUCCGGUGUCGUUUGAAGACAUUGGAGGGCUGGACGACAUCAUCGAAGAGUUGAAAGAGGCUGUUAUCUAUCCGCUUACAAUGCCCCAUCUCUACACCUCCACAUCUUCUCUUCUGACCGCGCCAUCUGGAGUUCUCCUGUACGGACCGCCUGGAUGCGGAAAGACCAUGCUUGCAAAAGCCCUGGCGCAUGAGAGCGGGGCGUGCUUUAUCAACUUGCAUAUAUCUACCCUCACUGAGAAAUGGUAUGGUGACUCGAAUAAAUUGGUUAAUGCGGUCUUCUCGCUGGCUCGGAAGUUGCAACCCUCGAUUGUUUUCAUCGACGAAAUAGAUGCUGUUCUCGGCACAAGAAGAAGCGGGGAGCACGAAGCUAGUGGUAUGGUGAAGGCGGAGUUCAUGACACACUGGGAUGGACUCACUUCCGCGAACUCUAGGGGUGAGCCCCAGCAAGUGGUUGUGCUAGGGGCCACCAACCGUAUGCAAGAUAUCGAUGACGCCAUCCUCAGACGGAUGCCCAAGAAGUUCCCUGUCUCUCUACCCCCUGCAGCCCAACGGCUACGGAUCCUCAGCCUGAUUCUCAAAGAUACCAAAGUCGACCGGGAGGACUUUGAUCUUCAUUAUCUGGUCAAGACCAUGGCGGGUAUGUCAGGCAGCGAUAUCAAAGAAGCCUGCCGUGAUGCCGCCAUGGUACCCGUGCGGGAGCUGAUCCGACAGAAAAAGGCCGAUGGACUUCAGAUGACAGCGGUUGACCCCAAGGAGGUCCGUGGUCUUCGCACAGGAGACUUCUUCUCGCGCGCUGGAGGUGUUCGGGUUAUAUCGCCCCUCACGCAGGUACAGGGCAAAGCCAGCUCAGAGAAAGAAUGGAGUACAGAGUCCGAGGCCGCAUCCGAUGCUGAUGCACAACCGUCUGCCGAAAUGGCGGAACCGCCCGAGUAACUUGUUUUAAUUCUCUUUUUUUAUUCCCCUCGAAUGCUAUCUGACUGGUCAUCUCAUGUCCAUAAUAGCUCCAUACUAUGGGAAGGGCUCAGCGUUGUCGAUGUUGUUUGUUGACUUUUUCUCUUCUUUUCAUUGUGAAUAUACCAUCAGAUAUAAUGGCUAUGAUUUGUAUGUGACAGAUGCCUCCAACUGGGCUCAAUAUUUAUUUACACUUGUACCUAGAUCACUUGAACCUCCAGGCAUGGUCAUGGAAAGUAAAAAUUGAGCGGAAGCGGAGUCUGGAAAUCCACCGAAAUAGUUCAUUCAUUUCUAAUGAUUUUCACGCCUAAAAACCUUUCUACAAGCUCAGAGUCUGUAUACACGACAGGCUCCACGGUACAUAUAAAUACACCAUCUCCGAAUUAUUUCAGUUGGAGUUUGAUUGCCAUGGAAUACUGCAGUCACCCAAAAUCUCUAGCUGCUUUUCAUCUACGAGUUUAGC